GUUCAGCCACACUUGUGUGUAUCCCUGCCCACCUUCCUUUACUGUGGGUUUUUUUGCUGUCUGGCUCUAUAAAAAUUAGUGGUCUGACUUCCAUAUAGUGGAGGCAUAUGGCGAUGAUAACCAGGCAUGCCUUGAAUUCAGAGAUAUAGUCAAAGCUGCACAUAUGUAGACCAUUUUACUGUUGCCAAAGUGAAGACUUACUUGUGCUUAUUUGUUCCUUCAUAAGUAAUUUCUUUUUUUAUUGCCUAUUAAUUUUACUUCAGCAUGUGAUACAAGUUAUAAAAUGCCACAGCUAGGUGUAGCUCUACUAAUUAGAGGAAGAAGAACCACUGACAGGCAGGAUUCAGUGCCUUGAGGUUCUUAUUUCUUCUUUCCAGAAUAGAGCUAGGCAGAAUAUCCUAAAGCUAGAACUCAGCCUCUUGAGAGCAAGUUUUAUUUCUCUCUUCUGGGUCUUUUCCUUCUAUUCUCUCAACAGUAAUCUUCCAUAUAGGAGUGGGUGUUUAACUAAUGAUCCAACCUUAACUCUCUUUCCCUCAUUAUUUCUGAAGGACUUGAUAAAUCUAGUUCUAUGCUUAUGUCUAAAAGCUAUCUCCAUCCAAAACUAUACAAUCAGGCAAACUAGCUUAGCUGCUCUCAAAGAAGAAUUCAGUUGACUUCAUUUUACCUGAUUAAAAUGUGGAUUUCAAUAGGCACAAUCUGUUUUAGCACUUUUGCAAGUAUUCUGCAAAAUCCCUGCAGGCUUAAUAGUUUUCCCCUUGACCCUUUUUCAGAAUGGACACACAAGCCACUCUUUCAGUGGUUACAUUUCUUAAAUAACCAUGGCUUGCUAAACAAACUCUUCCUCUGAUAUGUAUUUCUACUCAGAACCACUUGAAACUUUCACAGCAACACCUUUGUUCCCUUGCAUCAAAUGUUCCCUAACUGUGGCCAGAUAAGUUGCUUACAGAGGAGAACAGGUAUAGCUGACAGUUCUUUCCCAUUUGAGCUCCCUUAUCUCUGUUGAUUUACCUGACCAAUGCUACAUGCAAUUCACAAACCAUCUGGUAAGAAGCUAGGUCUAAUUUUGCUGAGAUUAGCUAGUUCCAUAAAGGCCUUCCUACUGGUUAAAUGGAAAUUGAGGCUUUCAGGAUGAAAUUCUCUCUUUAAGAUCUAGGAAUUUGUUCUCCUGGGUUAAGAGUGAGUUAAGGAUCUAUAUCCAUUACUCAGUGAGUGGCAAGCUGGUUGAGUCAGUCUAGUUAUCAGCUUAGCAGGAGGAAGGGAAAGUAGGAGUGAGAGCAAAACUCUGCAAGUACAUUUCAAGUAAUGGGUAAAGCAUCAGCUAUUACUAAGGCAAAUCAGGAACUGGCUAUUGGGAAUAACAAUCUUCUGAUGCCAGGGGCUAUGCAGUGCUUCAGCACUUGUAUCUGCAUACAAAUUGUGUCUCAAAUGCUGGAUAAAAAGCGUGGGUUGAUCUGUAGCAGCUGCCUAGAUAUAGGGGGAAUUAGAGGAGAGCCCAAUUAUUUAAUCACCUAAACAAUUUAUUGACUUCAUCUUUUAUCCUAAAAUUGGAGGGACUAAUUGCAGCCAUUGCAGUAUUCCAGACAGAAGAAUGAUAGAAUGGUUUCUGUAGCAGAUGUGAUUUCCAGUUUUUUCUGGAUUGGUUUAGAUCUUCAUAACUCUAUAAAGCUGCUCUGAGUGCUUCUGUUUGGUGAGAGUGAAUGCCUCAGCCAUGUUGGAAGAACACAUGGUGACUAUAAAUUUUUUUAAAAAAUAUGUGUCUCAGAGGCAAAAGGAUCACAUGUCAUAGAGGUAAGGUCCUAAAAGUCCAUAGUUUCUUAUCAAUUUGCAGUGUUUUUGAAGACCUGAAGGUUACUUUAUUACCAUUAAGACAAGCCCAUCGGGGGGUUUGCUUGAGGUUCUAUUAUGUUUUACUGGAACAGUCUGUCUGCAGCCUGAGGAAAUUACUUGGUUUUACCUGUUGGAUAGUGUAACCUCUGACUUUUGCUGGUUAGAAAAACAUUAAUAAUAUCUACAGGCAUCUUUUGGGUGUUUUGGUGUCAUUCUCAUGGGUGUUUGGAACAGAUCCUAGCAAAUGUUUCUUGUAUUCUCUGCUAUGCUAUUUUGGAGAUGCAGCUGGCAAUGCUGAACAAGAAUAGAUCAAAACACUUGAGGUUCUGUAAAUAGCAUUAAAAGGUAAAAGAAGCUAAAGAUUGACAGAUUAAAACAUGUUGGUGUAAGUACAGCCCAUUGGUGUAGAUCAGUGUGGCCCAUGCUGAGGAAUUACUGAUGUGAGGGUUCAUCACCUCCUGGCUGUAACUUCAUGCUGUGUAGUCUGACGCUGAGUCAGACUUGCCAUAUGAUCACCCCUUACACUUUCAGGCUUUGUCAGGCUUUAGUGUUCAGCAGAACUCAGAUGGACUAACAGCUCUAAUUUCUUCUUCAAAGUAAAAUAUUAUGUCUAUCUUCUAACUGUUAUUUGGAUUUUUAAGCCCACGGUGAACAUAACUGGCCACAGUCUCAUCAUGUCUACUGAAGCUGAAACUACUGCUACCAACAGCCAGCCUGAGCAACAAGCUCCACCAAAGGCACAGUCUUCAAAGAAAGAAAAAAAGAAAGGGCCAGAAAAAACAGAUGAAUCCCUCUUGGCUAGAUUCAAAGGUGAUGGUGUAAAAUACAAGGCUAAGCUGAUUGGCAUAGAUGAUGUUCCUGAGGCAAGAGGAGACAAAAUGAGUCAGGAUUCAAUGAUGAAGCUGAAGGGAAUGGCAGCAGCAGCCCGUUCCCAGGGUCAACACAAACAGAAGAUCUGGGUAAACAUCUCCCUCUCUGGUAUCAAGAUAAUAGACGAAAAAAGUGGGGUUAUAGAGCAUGAGCAUCCAGUAAACAAAAUCUCCUUUAUUGCUCGGGAUGUAACAGAUAAUCGUGCCUUUGGCUAUGUAUGUGGAGGAGAAGGCCAGCACCAAUUUUUUGCCAUAAAAACAGCCCAGCAGGCUGAGCCUCUGGUUUCUGAUCUUAAGGAUCUCUUUCAACUGAUUUAUAAUAUGAAGAAGAAGGAGGAAGAAGAAAAGAAAAAGAGUGAAGAAGCAAGUAAGACUGAGAAUGGUGGUGAAGAACAGCCUGCUGAUCAAGCUGACAAAAUGAAACUGGGAGUUGACCAGAUGGAUUUGUUUGGGGAUAUGUCAACACCCCCUGAUAUGAGCAGUCCCACAGAAACUAAAGAGAUUCUGUUAGUGGAUUUUAAUUCUGAAAUUGAGACCAAACAAACCUUUGCAAAAGAGGAUCUCUUCUUGAAUGGCAUCACAGCCUCUCUUCCACAACCAAAGGCACAGACACCCUUCUUGCCUGAGAGUUCUUUCUCUACCAAUCUCAGCUUCUUUCCUACACCUAAUCCAGACCCUUUCCGUGAUGAUCCUUUCACACAGCCAGCCCAAUCUGCACCACCUUCAUUUGAUUCUCUAAAAUCUGAUCAGAAGAAAAGUCUGAGUACCUUGUCAUCAGUGGGUAGUGGUGCUUCAGAUGGUGAUACUGACUACUUUGAUAAACAGUUUGACCAGAUUUCUAAUAGAACUGGCAAACGAGAGGCACUAACAUGCCAGUGGCCAGUUAAGAGUAAGUCACCUGCAGGAAGAAUUCCCAAUGAGAUACCAGAGAGAGAACAGAAUGGCUUUCUCGAAGUCCCAACAAACCUGUUUGUGGAAGUUACUUCCAAAGGAACAUCUCUGCAGAAUGGAGUAAAGCUGGAUUCUGAAAACAAUGUCCAAUCACCACAUGAGACUAUAACAAUUAGCCCACCACCACAGAGUACCAAGCCAGGAAGAGGAAGGAGAUCUGUCAAGACUGCAUCAAAUUACUUAUUCAGCACAGACUUCUCUGUGCCACCUACGGAGAGUCCUAUCAUGAGCUCAGGAGUUCUGCCAGCUGAUCUAUUCGACUACUCAUCAAGUUUUAACUCAUCUCCAUUGGAUGGUCUAGGUUGCAUGCCAGUAACUUCAUCAUGGACCCCACAGUCAUUUUCCAUCAGUCAGGCUUCACCACUCUUUCAUGGGUCUGUGAUGACUACUCAGUCUCCAGGACUUUCUCAAUCGUUUGCCUUUGGUGCUCAACCAGUGCCAGGCUGGAGCCAAUCUUCAUCUUUUGGUUCCACAUCCACUCCGUCUUCUGGCAUGUGGUCACAGUCAGCACAAGUUUCAUCCAGUUCUUGGGCAAGCAGUGCUGCCAGUCCCUUCCAGGGCAGUUUGUUCCCAUCUCCAGCAGCUCAGACAGCCGCGGCACUGCCCUCCGUGUCCACACCAGCCAGCCCGCCGCAGCCGCCACCCAGAACCACGCAGCAGAAGGAGCUGUCCAAAAAAGAGAGCGAUGCGUUCAUUGCUCUGGAUCCGCUUGGGGAUAAAGAAAUUAAGGAUGUCAAGGAAAUGUUCAAAGACUUCCAGCUGACAAAGCCACCUGCAGUACCAGUGAGGAGAGGAGAACAGCAAAGCCUUUCAGAGCCACCAAAGCCUGUUCCUCGACAAUGUGCGCUGCCAGCCAAUGGCCUGUUUGAAAAUCAAGAUAAAACAAACCCUUUCAGUGCCUCAUCUAAGGAAUCUCAGAAUCCACCUUCUGAUUUUGGUGAUCAAUUUGGAAAUCCAUUUGCAUAGAUCAGGUGUAACCAGAAAAGGGCAAAUGGAAAAACUGGACCUCUCCUCAACGUGAUUUUUCUACAAGUUUCACUUUUCUAUCUGCUAUUCUUGCUGUUGUUUCAUGUUGUCUGCAAUCUAAAAUAUAUCCAGCUGGAUUGAAGCAUGGACCCUCAAAGAACAUGCUGUGAAGAUAUUUCAGGGCAAAGCAAAUGGGGAUAUUGACUCGCGCUGAAAACCCAAAUUCAAAUUGGUGGAUGUUACCUUUACUUUUGUUCUUUGCACUCCGUUACGUAGAGGUUGGGAGCAUUGAGUAAUGUGUCUUGCACCAUUUCCCUUCAGAUAGCACUUACUGUCCCAAAAUAAAGGAACUUAAUGUACCUAGGGGACAGGUGUUGCUUUUGCUUAAGGGUGUUGAAUUAGUAGCUAAAACUCCACCCCUAAAACAGCUAGGCUAGUUGCCUGUUAUGACAGCAGCAGCCAGAUGUAAAAGGGAUGCUACUCAGUUCUCAUUGGUGACUGGACAUUUGACUUGGUCUCUUAGCCACAAAAAUGUAACUAUGUGCAGAGGGAAGUAAUCUAAUAUUAGUCUAUUUAACUAGAAGUAAAAGUAUCAUUCUGCCAUAAAUGUGUCAUUAAGGGACUGCGGGGUCUGUAACAGCACUGCUGAAGCCCUGAAUACUAAAGGCCUACACUGUAAGCUCAAAAACUUCUUGCAGAGCAUUUAGGUAGUUGUGGACACUAACUGUUGUCUUGGUGCUAAUAUGGCAGUUUUCAGGGAGGGAAGCCUACUAGGAUUACUUUUCUGUUAGGAUGGCUUGGCAAAUGAAUGAAACAAGCAGGUGGGGUUCUUGCUUGUAUCUCAGUGAAUCCCUGAUGUGCUCAGUUUGAUUUGUCACAAGGUGUAAUGGGGUAUGUUUCCAGCAUGCUAGGAAACAAAAACACCAAAAUGGCUUCACUCCAUUCCUAGGUUCCUUGUGAACAGAGCAGCACCUCUGUGCCAUUAAUGAGGUAGUACUCUAUCUCUUGGAAAAUAUGCCAUUUCUCAAGAGUCUCUUUACUAACAGGUUUUUGAACCAGUAACAACUGCCUGUAACAGCUACAUUCUUGGCCAGGGGUGAUGAUUGAUAUGUCAGAAGUUUUUCUGUUAAGGAUAAACUUGAAAUGUUAUUGUUAAAUCAAGUGCCUAAGCCAUUGCUAAACUGGAGAGCAAAGAAAGUCAACUUGAAUACAGCCUUAGUACCCAAUUCUGCCAGUCAUGCAAUUAGUCUUGUAUACGAAUUUCUCUUGCACUUUCUGUAAUGCAAAUAAAAAAUUUUAAAAAAUAAAAUCACAAGUUUAAGUAUUUGUCUCAAACUGGAAAUGUAGAAACUUAUUGAUGUUACAAUGUUAUAUAAAACUGUAGUAUCUGAUACUUAAUGACAUUAAAAAGAAGCAACUCUUCAUACCAAAUGAA
Oenanthe melanoleuca is the source of this 6048-nucleotide messenger RNA. It is a transcript of the gene DAB2, whose product is annotated as DAB adaptor protein 2. Gene Ontology annotation, cellular component: plasma membrane. The record is from RefSeq and is a predicted model, not a curated record. The transcript has 14 exons. Bases 2502 to 4613 code for a protein of 703 amino acids. Gene Ontology annotation, biological process: receptor-mediated endocytosis; negative regulation of canonical Wnt signaling pathway; positive regulation of endocytosis. Lineage: Eukaryota; Metazoa; Chordata; Aves; Passeriformes; Muscicapidae.